GGAGGGGCGGCGGCGCGAGCGGCGGCGGCGGUUCCAGCAUGGAGAGGAGAGCUGGCCUGGGGGGCAGCAUGAGGUCAGUGGUGGGCUUCUUGUCCCAGCGGGGCUUGCAUGGGGACCCCCUGCUCACUCAGGACUUUCAGAGGAAACGCCUGCGGGGCUGCAGAAACCUCUACAAGAAGGACCUCCUCGGCCACUUCGGCUGUGUCAAUGCCAUUGAAUUCUCCAACAAUGGAGGCCAGUGGCUGGUCUCAGGAGGAGACGACCGCCGGGUUCUGCUGUGGCACAUGGAACAGGCCAUCCACUCCAGGGUGAAGCCCAUACAGCUGAAGGGAGAGCACCAUUCCAACAUUUUUUGCCUGGCUUUCAACAGUGGGAAUACCAAAGUGUUCUCUGGAGGAAAUGAUGAGCAAGUUAUCCUCCAUGAUGUUGAAAGCAGUGAGACCUUGGAUGUGUUUGCUCAUGAAGACGCAGUGUAUGGCUUGUCAGUGAGCCCAGUGAAUGACAACAUUUUUGCUAGCUCAUCAGAUGAUGGUCGAGUUCUCAUUUGGGACAUCCGAGAGUCUCCUCAUGGAGAGCCCUUCUGCCUGGCAAACUAUCCAUCUGCCUUCCACAGUGUCAUGUUUAAUCCUGUGGAGCCCAGGUUAUUGGCCACAGCCAACUCAAAGGAAGGAGUGGGACUCUGGGACAUUCGAAAACCUCAGAGUUCUCUCCUGCGCUAUGGCGGCAACCUAUCACUGCAGAGUGCCAUGAGCGUCCGAUUCAACAGCAACGGGACCCAGCUCCUGGCCCUGCGGCGGCGCCUGCCCCCUGUGCUCUAUGACAUCCAUUCCCGCCUGCCAGUUUUCCAGUUUGACAAUCAGGGUUACUUCAACUCAUGCACUAUGAAAAGCUGCUGUUUUGCAGGGGAUCGUGACCAGUAUAUCCUUUCAGGCUCUGAUGACUUCAACCUGUACAUGUGGCGAAUCCCUGCAGAUCCAGAAGCAGGUGGCAUUGGCAGGGUAGUCAAUGGAGCCUUCAUGGUGCUGAAAGGGCAUCGAUCCAUUGUUAACCAAGUUCGAUUUAACCCCCAUACCUACAUGAUCUGCUCUUCAGGUGUAGAAAAGAUUAUCAAGAUCUGGAGCCCAUACAAGCAGCCAGGGUGUACGGGAGACCUGGAUGGGCGAAUUGAGGAUGACUCCCGCUGCCUCUACACCCAUGAAGAGUACAUCAGCCUCGUGCUGAACAGCGGGAGCGGCCUUUCCCACGACUACGCUAACCAGUCGGUGCAGGAAGACCCGCGCAUGAUGGCCUUCUUCGACUCCCUGGUCCGCCGGGAGAUUGAGGGCUGGAGCUCGGACUCGGACAGCGACCUGAGCGAGAGCACCAUCCUGCAGCUGCACGCCGGCGUCAGCGAGCGCUCGGGCUACACCGACUCCGAGUCGUCCGCCUCGCUGCCCCGCUCCCCGCCGCCCACGGUGGACGAGUCCGCCGACAGCGCCUUCCAGCUGGGGCCCCUGCGCGUCACCGCCACCAACGCGGCGGCGCCGGCCCCGCCGACCCCGUGCGAGGACGCGGCCGCGCGGCAGCAGCGCCUCUCGGCCCUGCGGCGCUACCAGGACAAGCGGCUCCUGGCCCUGUCCAACGAGUCCGACUCGGAGGAGAACGCCUGUGAGGUUGAGCUGGACACCGACCUCUUCCCGCGGCCACGGUCGCCUAGCCCGGACGACGACUCGAGCAGCUCCAGCAGCUCGAGCAGCUCGGAGGAUGAGGAGGAGCUGAACGAGCGCCGAGCCUCCACCCGGCAGCGGAAUGCCAUGCGGCGGAGGCAGAAGGCGCCCCGAGAGGAGAGGCCCAGCGCCCCAGCCAAGCCCAGCAGCGCGUACGUUGGAGAAGACAACUACGACUACCCCCAGAUCAAAGUGGAUGACCUGUCUUCCUCCCCCGCCUCCUCCCCUGAGCGGAGCGCGUCCACGCUGGAUGCUCAGCCAAGCCGGGCCCCGCAGAACUCCAACAUGGAAUCCGUUGAGCGGAAGAUUUACAAAGCUUACAAAUGGCUGCGCUAUUCCUAUAUCUCCUACUCAACUAACAAAGAUGGAGAGACCUCCCUGGUGACAGGGGAGGCGGAUGAAGGCAGAGCAGGAACCAGUCACAAGGACAGCCCAGCUCCUUCUUCCAGUAAGGAAGCCUGCCUGGCAGCCACAGCCCAGAGGAGCCAGGCCCUGCCCCCUGCAGGCUGCAGCAGGGAUGCUUGGAAAGAGGGCACUUCCAGCAGGAAUCCCAGCGGCGGCUCAGGCCACGAGCACAGCAACCACCCUUGGGCAGAGGUGCCAGAAGGCACCUCUCAGGACACGAACAGUGGCGGCUCUGUAGAACACUCUUUUGAGACCAGGAAGCUUAAUGGAAAGGCCCUGAGCAAGGCCCUGAGCAGCCGGGCUGAGGAGCCAGGUUCUCCUGCCCCCAAGGCAUCUGGCUCCACUCUCAGCGGUGGGUCUGGCAGCUGUCCUAGGACCCAGUCUGAUGACAGUGAGGAGAGGAGCCUUGACACCAUCUGCGUCAAUCACAACAACGGACGCUUACACGCCCGGCCUCCUCACCCCCACAACAAUGGGCAGAACUCUGGGGAGCUGGAGGCAGUGACCUACUCUUCCCCAGUAAAUCCAGACAUUGACCAUGAUAACUCGUCGCUGACAGGGACACUUCUACAUAAAGAUUGUUGCGGGUCUGAAAUGGCCUGUGAGUCCCCCAAUGCUGGGAUUAGAGAGGACCCCACUGACCCCUCGGCCACGGACAGCAGCAGGGCUGUUCAUGGCCAUAGUGGCCUCAAAAGGCACCGAGUUGAAUUGGAAGACACAGAUUCAGAAAAUUCCUCUUCAGAGAAGAAAUUAAAAACAUGAUAAAUACAAAGGGAAAACAAAAAGCUACAAAAAGUAGCUUUACAAAGUAAUUUUUUCUUGUUUAGUGAACACAAAGGAAAGGAAAAAAGUAUUAAAGGCACAUGAAACCAGGGCCUGAAAUUCUGUGUCUGCUGCUGCUCCCUUUUUCUUCACCACUCCCCAGUGGGUUGGAAUAUCUAGUUGGCCACUGCCUUGUGCUGUGUGAAAAUGGGGAAGAUCCACAUGGCUCCUCUCUAGGGAGAUGUGAGCUUGGGAUCCAUGUACAAGGGUCUGUGAAAGUGAACCCUUGAGGGGAUGCCUGACUUGUUCGUGUGUGCCCAUGUCCACUGGCACACGUGGCCAUGGGCCCAUUAUCUCGUUUCUUUUAGUUGUCCAUCAGCAGAGACCUGUGGGUCAGAGCUUUGGCUGUCUCACCUGUUCACAUCCAUAGUGUUCUGGUCUUAAUGAAGAGAGCCUGUUAGAUUCAGCUUGUGUUGCCACAGUGGUAGAGUUCUGCCAGGAGAAUGGAGGGGAGAUUGAAAAGAUUGGCUGCACUGAAGGAGGAAAGCAUGGUUCCUUUGAAGAAAUCUUCCAUGUUUUCUCUAACACAUCUUUGAGCAUUUAAUGUGGAUCUACUAAAAGUGGCGCAUUUUUUUUAAUGCUGAGAGGUUAGUACUUAAGAUCAGAUUGAAGAGCAUAUAGAUCCCUAAUAAUUACAUAUAGAUCCACUGCAAGCCGAGCAGGGCUGCACUGUGUGCUCUGUGGGGCCACACAAACGACCAGUCGUGGAUAACACACUUGAGCCAGCUAGGUGCUAGGUCCUGAGAGGCACCCAAGGCCGGGGGGUGCUUCCUUGGCCCCAUGUGACGAAAUCUAGACAUAAUGAAAGAAGAAAGGACAGCUCAGGAGAGCUUUUUGCUCGAGCUAAUAAAAUAAAGUGGAUGUUACAAGUGUGUUAAUGAAGAAGUGGUACUAUAUUUUAAUCCAAUACAAAUCCAUUGGUCAGAAAUAGUGAGGCUGCUGUCAUCUGUCAGGCUUGCUGUUAACAGAGGCUGUGGGGUUCUGACUGAAUGUCCCAGAGUAGUCAUCUGAGAAUGACAAAUCCUUGUCAUGUAGCUUUAUUUGGAGGAAGGGGGUGUGUGGUUUGUUUCCUGGCUUCCAGAAGAGACACCAUUCUCUUGAGGUAGGUAACAAUUAUGAGGAGAGGGGGGAAAAAAGAUUUUCAGCAGUAUAGUGGUUACAGUUCUACAGUAAUUAAUGAAAGAUUAAGUCAUGAAGACCUAGAGAUGACCAGACGUUUCGUUGGUGUAGAUAUCAUUAGAGCCAGAACACUGGCAAGACAUGAGGAAGACAGAACAAUAGAACAAUACGCCUUGUGAGUGCAGAGGUGCCCAGCGAGGAACCCAGCCGGAAGUGGCAUAGGAAGGGCUUAGCGGUGCAGGGCUAGCGUGGCCGAACUGAGCCGGCAUGCCUUUUUAGAGGAGGACCUGUCCUGGAAGGGAACCGAGAAGAGAGCCCCUGCGGCAGCUGAAGAAUGGAGGGGUCCUUAUGAAAAGUGUUUGGUGUGAGCUGAGAAGAGGUACCAUCUUGCUGAGCUUUGCAGAAGGGAAGAGGUGCCUCGUAUCUGAAGUGACUGAGGUCUGAAAGCACUGUCUGAGCAGGAGAGCAAGGAGAGAGAGUCGAGUGGGGGUGCUUCCGACUCAAGAGCCCGACUGUGACUGGGGAGUGGGACAGAUUCUGUAACCAACAUUAGAAUUACUUUGGAUUUGUAAUCAAAAUGGUUCUAUGAUUUAUCUUUGAUUAUUCACAGAUAAUUGUAAAUUCUGGUUUUAUAAGCCCAAGUCAUUUUACAUUUGCUUUUCCAAAUGUAUUAAAUUGGAAUUUUUUAAUCCUUUAUAUACAAAAAAAAAAAAAAAUGACCACUCAGUGUGUGUUUCUCUUCCCCUUGUUAGUCAGCAUACCUGGUUCUUACCUUCUGUUUUAUUUUAAUCUAAUCAAGUAGCUUCGUCUGACUUCUAAAAACAGUCCACAUACCUGCCUGGAGAAAAAGAAGGAAUAUUCCCUUAGGAAGUAAUUGUUGGUGAUUAUAAUUUCUAAAUAUAUAAUUUGAUGUUUCUUGCUAAAAGCCUUUAUUUCACGUGAAUACUCAAAAGAGAAAUUCAUUAAAGUCAGGUUUCAUUUAGUUCAUAACUUUAGAAGCCAAGAAUGCUUAUUUUUAGAAGGAUGCCUCUCAUCCUUGGGAGAGAUCCUUCCUCCAGCUUACCAGAAGUUAGGCCCUGUGAAAUAAAUGUAUUCUUUUAGCCACUCCACUCUCAUUUCCAGAGAUCUUGUCAUGGUCCUGGAAGCCUGGCCAGAACCUCCUAGGGUCCCUUAAAUGGGUGUAGAAUUGAAAUUGAGGCCUCCAACUCUCUGUAUUCUUCCAUGGUAGGUGUUUUUUUUGUUUUGUUUUGUUUUGUUUUUUUCCUAGGGGAGCAGAUGGCACUGAUUAAGAACUAUAUGGAAGUGCCUCUUGGGUUUUUUCCCCCCCGUAUCCUGUAUAUACAUAAAGUUUUAAGUGGCAGGUCCAAAUACCCAUUUCCACCUUAUUUCCCGCCUGGUUUUGUAAGUUGGCUUGGGCCAGUGAAGUUUGUGCUCGAUUAGAAUCCUAGAGUCUUGUGUUGUCUGUCAAGGUGCCUUCCUCUGCUGAAGCCUUAGCUCCUCACACCUGCCUCUCCUCACCCAGCAACGCCGACUCUACUCGUGUGUAUAUGCAAAUAAACCUGUUACUCACUUC
Molecule: messenger RNA, 5625 nt
Organism: Jaculus jaculus (lesser Egyptian jerboa)
Lineage: Eukaryota; Metazoa; Chordata; Mammalia; Rodentia; Dipodidae
Gene: Dcaf5
Product: DDB1 and CUL4 associated factor 5
Exons: 9
Coding region: 39-2873 (944 amino acids)
Biological process (GO): negative regulation of fatty acid biosynthetic process
Cellular component (GO): cytoplasm; Cul4-RING E3 ubiquitin ligase complex
Molecular function (GO): protein binding
Source: RefSeq, a predicted model, not a curated record